AUGCCGCCGACCGAAGAGUCCAAGCCUGUUGAUCAGGCCCAGGAGAAGCAGGCCGCCGCCGAGGCUCUUGCGUCCCUUAAGGAAGGCCAGCAGGCCGCCGCCGAAGAGUCCGGUUCCGAAGAUGAGGGCGCCGAAGGCACCCCCCAGGCUGGAUCCAGCUCCACAAAGAAGAAGAACAAAAAGAAGAAGAGCAAGAAGAACAAGGACAAGGCCGCUGCUACCGAGUCAUCUGCUGAGAUGGGGUUGACCGAGGCGCUGGCACAGGCAGACCCCAAGUCGGCCCUCAGCGGCUUGACCGAGAAGCAGAUCCAAGAGUUCAUCGCCCUAAACCCCGCCCUUGCCAACGAGCUGUUGGCGGCGUCCGGUAGCUCGGGGACGGCUCCCGACGUGGUGGAGGCUUUCAAGAAGCUCAAGAUUCAGGACAUCAUCACCGGCCUCGCUAGCAGCGGAAAGAACCGCAAGGAUAUGGCGUCAUACAAGUUCUGGGCCACCCAGCCCGUGCCCCAGUUCGGCGAGGAGAAGCCCGUCAUCUUUGAGGAGGGACCGCUCAAGAUCCAGAAAAUCGAAGACAUCCCCGAUGAGCCAAUCCCACUCAACCUGGCGCCUUUCCGAUGGGUCACCAUGGAUCUCACAGACGAGAAGCAGAUGCAGGAGGUUGAGAAGCUCUUGUACGGUCACUUUGUGGAGGACGACGAGGCCAUGUUCCGUUUCAAGUACUCGACCUCCAUUCUGAAGUGGUCCCUCAUGUCUCCUGGUUGGAGAAAGGAAUGGCACGUCGGUAUCCGUAGCGGUGAUACUCUGUGCGCUUUCAUCGCUGCCGUUCCUACCGAAAUCCGCGUUCGCGACAAGGUUAUUCAGGGUUCCGAGGUCAACUUCCUCUGCAUCCACAAGAAGCUCAGAGGCAAGCGCUUGGCUCCCGUCCUCAUCAAGGAAAUCACUCGCCGCAUCAACCGCGAGGGUAUCUGGCAAGCCAUCUACACCGGCGGUAUCGUCCUUCCCAGGCCCGUCAGCACUUGCCGCUACUACCACCGUGCGCUCAACUGGCAGAAGCUGUACGAGGUUGGUUUCAGUCCGUGCCCUUCCAACAGCAAGCCGGCCUUCCAAGUUCGCAAGUACGCCCUUCCCGAACAGACCUCGACCAAGGGACUUCGCGAACUUCAGGUCAAGGAUCUCGAUGCGGUACACAGCUUGCUCGAGCGUUACCUAAAGCGCUUUGAGCUUACCCCAGUAUUCAACCGCGAGGAGACGGAGCACUGGCUCCUUCACAAGAAGGAGUCUUAUGCUGAGCAGGUUGUGUACUCCUAUGUUGUUGAGGAUGCCUCGGGCAAAAUCACCGACUUCUUCUCCUUCUACCUUCUCGAGUCAACCGUUAUCAAGCACCCGAAGCACAAUUCCAUCCGCGCCGCUUACAUGUUCUACUAUGCCACCGAGACCGCUUUCACCGAGCCCGUCAACAAGAGUGCCCUUCAGAAGCGCCUGAACGAUCUGAUGGCCGAUGCUCUAAUCCUCGCCAAGCGCCACAACUUUGAUGUGUUCAACGCGCUUUCUCUCAUGGAUAACGCUCUCUUUUUGGAGAAGCAGAAGUUCGGACCCGGUGAUGGCCAGCUUCACUACUACCUGUUCAACUACAAGGCCAACCCUAUCCACGGUGGUGUUGACAAGAAGAACAAGUUGGAUGAGGAUAACUUGAGCGGUAUUGGCUUUGUCAUGGUUUAA
Molecule: messenger RNA, 1716 nt
Organism: Sordaria macrospora k-hell
Lineage: Eukaryota; Fungi; Ascomycota; Sordariomycetes; Sordariales; Sordariaceae
Biological process (GO): N-terminal peptidyl-glycine N-myristoylation
Cellular component (GO): cytoplasm
Molecular function (GO): glycylpeptide N-tetradecanoyltransferase activity
Source: RefSeq, a predicted model, not a curated record